CCUGCUGAUAUAAAUAAGGCAUAAAAAUGUUCUUGAGGGAGACAGUGUUCACUUGUGCACCGCUGGAUAGGAUUUGAUUGGCUCGCUUCUGUGCGCAACAUCUACUGCGUGCGUGCGUGUGUGUGUGUGGAUUCCUUCCGUGUACCUGCACCGCUGAAUUGCGUCAUAUCUGGGGAUCAUAUUUUUUUUUUUUAAAUGGCCACGUCAGAACCGAGAGCCACCGGGGGGGACCAAGACCCCAACACCGCCAAUUUAAGACCCCCAUCCACAACCUACGAGUAUGCGUGGAUGCACGGAUGUACACGGAAACUCGGCAUGAAGAUUUGCGGGUUCCUGCAGAAGAACAACAGCCUGGAGGAGAAGGGCCGACUGGGCCAGAAGAACCUGCUCUCCUGUGACAACAGUGACAGGGAUGCUCGCUUCCGACGCACCGAGACCGAUUUCUCCAAUCUCUUUGCCCGAGACCUUCUGCCUGCAAAGAAUGGAGAAGAACCGACCAUGCAGUUCUUAUUGGAGGUGGUGGACAUCCUUACCAACUACGUGAAGAAGACUUUCGACCGCUCUACCAAGGUGCUGGACUUCCACCACCCUCACCAGCUCCUGGAAGGGAUGGAGGGCUUCAACCUGGAGCUUUCCGACCAGCCGGAAUCUCUGGAGCAGAUCCUGGUGGACUGCAGAGACACGCUCAAAUAUGGCGUCCGGACAGGUCACCCUCGCUUCUUCAACCAGUUGUCCUCAGGCCUGGACAUCAUCGGCCUUGCCGGGGAGUGGCUCACCUCCACAGCUAACACCAACAUGUUCACCUAUGAGAUAGCGCCGGUGUUUGUGUUGAUGGAGCAGCUGACGCUGAAGAAGAUGAGAGAGAUGAUUGGCUGGCCCGGCGGAGAAGGAGACGGCCUUUUCUCUCCAGGGGGCGCCAUUUCUAACAUGUACAGUGUGAUGAUCGCACGUUACAAGUACUUCCCAGAAGUCAAGACCAAAGGCAUGUCCGCAGCUCCACGCCUGGUUCUCUUCACAUCUGAACAUAGCCACUACUCCAUAAAGAAGGCCGGUGCUGCUCUGGGUUUUGGCACCGAGAACGUGAUUCUGUUGAGCACAGAUGAGAGGGGGAGGGUCAUUCCUGCUGAUCUGGAGGCCAAGAUUAUUGACGCCAAACAGAAGGGUUACGUGCCGUUGUUUGUCAAUGCCACGGCUGGUUCCACCGUCUACGGAGCCUUUGACCCUAUCAAUGACAUCGCUGACAUCUGUGAGAAGUACAACCUGUGGCUCCAUGUUGAUGGCGCUUGGGGUGGUGGACUGCUGAUGUCCAGAAAGCACCGCCAUAAGCUCAGCGGGAUCGAGAGGGCCAACUCUGUGACAUGGAACCCUCACAAAAUGAUGGGUGUGCCUCUGCAGUGUUCCGCCAUCUUAGUCAGAGAGAAGGGGUUGAUGGGAGGGUGCAACUCCAUGUGUGCUGGGUAUUUGUUCCAACCGGACAAGCAGUACGACGUCACGUACGACACCGGAGACAAAGCCAUCCAAUGUGGGCGACAUGUGGAUAUAUUUAAGUUCUGGCUCAUGUGGAAGGCCAAGGGUACCAUUGGGUUUGAGCAGCACAUCGACAGGUGCUUGGAUCUGUCUCAGUACCUGUACAACAAGAUCAAGAACAGAGAAGGGUACCAAAUGGUGUUUGAUGGAGUGCCCCAGCACACCAACGUUUGCUUCUGGUACAUCCCGCCCAGCCUGAGGGGGAUGCCGGAGAGCGAGGAAAGGCGGGAAAAGCUCCACAGGGUCGCACCAAAGAUCAAGGCCAUGAUGAUGGAGUCAGGGACCACCAUGGUGGGCUACCAGCCUCAGGGUAACAAAGUCAACUUCUUCCGCAUGGUGGUCUCCAACCACGCGGCCACUCAGUCUGACAUCGAUUUCCUCAUCGAUGAGAUAGAGAGGCUGGGUCAGGACCUGUAGACCCCCCCCCCCCCCCUUUUAAGCACCAAUGCUGUUCUUUGUGUUGUAUUUUGACGGCAAACUCAACAAAAAGACUGGAAGACAACCCCGAACCUCCCGCCCCCAAAAACCCGUAUGCGUAUGAGCACAUAGUUCCGGGUAACUAAUGGAUGCGUGCGGGGACUUCCUGUAUUGCGUGUGUUCAAUCUGGUGUCAUUUCAUGUCGAUUGUGGUUGAAUAUGUAAAAGCACGGAUGAAGAAGGGAUGCUCGUUAGUGAAUAAUAAUAAUGAAUAGUGAAUAAUAAUAAUAAUAAUGAAUACACGACAUAGCUAAUACAUGUAAUAAGUGGUUCCCAAACAUUAUAUAUUACAACUGAAAUGAUGGCUGUGAAUACUUUUACAUCUCAAAAAAUGCCGGUUGCCUCAUUGUCUCUUUUUCAUAUGCAAUCAUGUGAUACCCGUGUGUGUUCUGAAAUAAUAUCUAGUAAUAUUUGAUUAUAUAUAGAUUAAAAAAAAAAAGAGAUUGAAAUUCAGGUAUUUUAAUGUAUCUUCAUGUGUACUUCAUGGUGAUGAUUUGUAAUAUGUAAAUCACAGGACAUGAUGAAUUCUAUAGUGACUGUCAGCCAAAGAAAAGGAGAAAAACAGAGCGUAAACGGCGCGAGUCAUGAUUCCUCGUGUGUAACUCACUCGAUGUUCGUAAGAUGUAGUCUUUUGACACCCUCGACGGCGAUGCAAUUUUUAUUGUGCGCUUCUUUUCUGUGAUUUUUGAGUCUUUUGAACGUCUGAGGUGACUGACCGGCGACUUUGCGACAGGACGGAGAAAGACGUCUGGCUGUUUGUUGGGGAUGUGCAAGGGAUGCGAGAAUGUACUCUCUAUCUCUCUCGUAUAUGUCAGAAUUCUAAUGCAUUUACUGUAAUAUAGUAUAUUUAUUGUAAUACAUAUUAACUGUAUACCCAGUAUUAUGGGAGCUCAGUGGAAUAUCUCGUUCAAGGAGCUCCUGUUUGUGUCUUUGCACUAUGUUCACCUUUCCUCCAUUGUAAAUGGACGUUGUAGACUUGCAGUAUUCUAUAGAGUUAUUUAACACAACCUUGAUGGUAAACCGAGGACCAUUAUGUCAAUGGUGCAAUUGCAUAAAUCAUAUUGAAAUAGCCACUCCUGGAUGUGACCGGUAUGGUUUUUGAGCAGCUGUAGAGGAAUGUUUCACAGGAGAUACGCUGGAGGCACUUUAGCAAAAAAAAUAAAUACAAAUAAUAAAGUCUAUUCAUGUUAAAGCACA
Messenger RNA from Doryrhamphus excisus (bluestripe pipefish), 3200 nucleotides. RefSeq names its product glutamate decarboxylase 1b (gene gad1b). Gene Ontology annotation, cellular component: presynaptic active zone; cytoplasm. The record is from RefSeq and is a predicted model, not a curated record. Gene Ontology annotation, molecular function: glutamate decarboxylase activity; pyridoxal phosphate binding. Lineage: Eukaryota; Metazoa; Chordata; Actinopteri; Syngnathiformes; Syngnathidae. Gene Ontology annotation, biological process: GABA biosynthetic process.